GCCCCCUCGCCCGAGUCGCGUGAGCGGGAGGCCGGCCGGCAGCGCGUCCCCGUCGCCAAGGCAACCGCGCCGCCGCAGGACCCCGACCCGCCGCCGCGAUGAUCCCGCCCGCGGACUCGCUGCUCCGCUACGAGACGCCGGUGCUGGUGAGCCGCAACACCGACAAGCGCUCGCCCAAGGCCCGGCCCCUGAAGGCGACCCCGCAGGUGCAGCCGCCCGCGGCGCCCGUCUCGCCGCCCAAGGGCAAGGCGCCCUCGCCCGCCGCCGACCCCAGCAAGCAAGCCGAGGAGAUCCUCAACGCCAUCCUACCGCCCAGAGAAUGGAUGGAAGAGAACCAGCUGUGGAUCCAGCAGGUGUCCAGCACCCCCAGCACACGCAUGGACGUUGUGCAUCUGCAAGAGCAGCUGGACCUCAAACUCCAGCAGCGCCAGGCCCGCGAGACGGGCAUCUGCCCUGUGAGGCGGGAGCUGUACUCUCAGUGCUUCGAUGAGCUGAUCCGGGAGGUGACCAUCAACUGUGCAGAGCGCGGGCUGUUGCUGCUACGCGUGCGGGAUGAAAUCCGGAUGACUAUUGCAGCCUACCAGACCCUUUAUGAGAGCAGUGUUGCUUUUGGCAUGCGGAAGGCACUGCAGGCUGAGCAGGGCAAGUCUGAUAUGGAAAGGAAAAUUGCAGACUUAGAGGAUGAGAAACGAGACUUGGAGAGGCAAGUGAAUGAGCAGAAGGCAAAGUGUGAAGCAAUUGAAAAGCGGGAACUUGAAAGGCGUCAGGUAGAGGAGAAGAAGCACACGGAGGAAGUCCAGUUUCUGAAACGGACCAAUCAGCAGCUCAAGGCACAGCUUGAAGGGAUCAUUGCACCUAAGAAGUAGACCUUCCAACGGCUCAGUGCAAAAAGUGCCGGCGGAGUGGCAAGCAAGGGCGCGUCUUCCAAGAAUUCUUCCAAAUAUUUCCAGAAUGAUUAAUUCCCCAACCUCCCCCGCCCCUCAUUUGGAUCAAAACACUGGUCAAAUUUCCCUCCUUGCUUUGAAUAUUUCUCAACCAGCUUGGGAUUUGCCUCACCAGUUCAUACUCACUGGAUAUUUUUUUAAUGCAUCAGUACUUUAGACUGUUAGAACUGGGCAGGUCUCAGCCCUACCGUGAGGCAAGGGCUGUUUGUGGUCACAUUAAAUUAAGUCACAACUCUGAA
Molecule: messenger RNA, 1183 nt
Organism: Elgaria multicarinata webbii
Lineage: Eukaryota; Metazoa; Chordata; Lepidosauria; Squamata; Anguidae
Gene: DNALI1
Product: dynein axonemal light intermediate chain 1
Exons: 6
Coding region: 99-866 (255 amino acids)
Cellular component (GO): axoneme; filopodium
Molecular function (GO): dynein heavy chain binding
Source: RefSeq, a predicted model, not a curated record